AGGAAAAAUAAAACGACCGGAGGACCGGAGGAGCGAGGAAGACGGAUGAGACAAACUGAAUGUGCAUCUCUGCUCCGUUCUCCCCGGCCUGCCUGGACAGAGUGAUGGCCGAUAACAGCACUCAUCCUAUUCUGGAAAUACUUCAGUCCUUCAGCACAAAGGAUGUGAUCCUGGCGUUCUGUCUUUCCAUGGUAGUUGGACUACUACUGGGUGCUUUGGUUUAUGUGGUGCUCACCUGGAUGGCGCGCCGUCGUGCCACUGCCACCAUCACCCGCCUGCCCUCACCUCGCUCCUCCGGCCGGCCAGCAUCCCCUCAUACUCGGCCCGUCUUCAGCCGCCACAGCAGUAGCUAUGACCGCCGCAGCAACAACAGCCUGGCCAAUUCCGCCUUCUCUUUCCAUCGGCAGACCUCAACUUCUCCCGACCAAGCUGAUCUGCUGGGUCGAAAAGACAGCUUUAGAGUCUCCACCUUCCACCCUCUGCUCCAGUGCAGCCAGAUCGCCCGUGAAGCCGAAGAGGGCAAUCAUGCCACCCUGUCCAGCAGCCCAGGAGCCACUGGGAGGAACAGCAUAAGCAGCAGCAUGGUCACUCCUCCAAGGCCCAGGCCCAGACCUGACUCCUUCUGGGGGAACAAUAAUCUGCGGGAAUUCAGUACCGGACAGACCCCACCACCACCCUAUAACAGCAUCAUUCGGGCCUAUCAGGAGACCUGCACUUAAGGGAUAAGGAUAAACGAAGAAGCGUGGUGUGGAAAUGGACAUAAACCUUAACAUGGGCAAGGGCUUAAUGAUCCUUCAUGGGAAAGAAUGAUAACGUUAAAGGACGUUUGAUGUUUAAAUGGUAGUAACUUUAAAAAAUAUUUAGUUAUUAUAUUUGUUAUUGUUUUUGCUGUAUAUGGGCAUAAAACAGAACUAAUCAGUGAUUAGUGCCACUUUAACUGGACCAGCUACUAUUACAGAUACAUAACAUGUCUUUUUACGUAUAACAAGAACAGACAGAUAA
Trichomycterus rosablanca is the source of this 1002-nucleotide messenger RNA. RefSeq names its product myc target 1a (gene myct1a). The record is from RefSeq and is a predicted model, not a curated record. Bases 60 to 719 code for a protein of 219 amino acids. The transcript has 2 exons. Lineage: Eukaryota; Metazoa; Chordata; Actinopteri; Siluriformes; Trichomycteridae. Gene Ontology annotation, cellular component: nucleoplasm.